This is a messenger RNA of Macadamia integrifolia, 1878 nucleotides long. Its product is annotated as cytochrome P450 71AU50-like. Gene Ontology annotation, molecular function: iron ion binding; monooxygenase activity; oxidoreductase activity, acting on paired donors, with incorporation or reduction of molecular oxygen. The coding region runs from base 78 to 1610 and encodes 510 amino acids. The record is from RefSeq and is a predicted model, not a curated record. The transcript has 2 exons. Lineage: Eukaryota; Viridiplantae; Streptophyta; Magnoliopsida; Proteales; Proteaceae.
CUAUCCAUAUGUAAUACAUUCCACUACUACUUCCAUAUAGGAGAACCUAAGAAAGGAUUCCUUCCGAUCCUCCACUAAUGUCUUCUUGGACAAUUGUAGUUCUCUUAGCAGUGCUUGGAGGGCUCUGGUAUUUAUCCAUCCAUCUCCGGCAUGCAUCAAAGGCUAACCCACAAAGUGAUCAUGGUCGUCAACCACCGCCGGGUCCUCGGGGGGUUCCAGUUCUUGGCCAUCUUCUCAUGUUGGGUGAUCUCCCUCACCGUACUCUCCAUCAAAUGGCCCAGAAGUAUGGACCCAUCAUGCAAAUCAGGCUAGGCCUCGUGCCAACUAUGGUGAUAUCAUCAGCUCAGGCAGCAGAGUUAUUCCUCAAGACCCAUGACAACAUCUUUGCAAAUCGACCUUACAGUAUGGGUGCCCAGUAUAUGUCUUAUGGGAACAAAGGUGUGCUUCUCUCACAAUACAAUACAUAUUGGAGCGACAUGCGCAAGCUCUGCACAAUAGAACUGCUAAGUGCAGCAAAGGUUGAGUCAUUCAAGCAGAUGAGAAAGGAGGAGGUGACCCUCUUUGUUAGAUCUCUUAGGGAAGCUGCCGAAGCUGGUGCGGUGGUUGAUGUGAGUGCCAAGGUGGGAGCACUGAUUGAGGAUAUGACCUUCCGGAUGCUGAUUGGUAACAAGAUUGAUCAUUUCCAAGUAAAAUCAGUUGUUGAGGAAUACCUCAAGCUUGUUGGGUCAUUUAACCUAGCUGAUUUCAUUCCCUAUAUCGGAAUACUUGACCUUCAGGGAUUGGGUCGACGCAUGAAGGAAGUUAGUAAAGUCAUUGAUGGGUUUUUGGAGAAGAUCAUUGAUAAGCACAUAAACAAUCCUAAAGACAGUGAAGACAACCAGAAGGACUUCAUUGAUGUGAUGCUGUCUUUGAUGGUGGAAUCAAAACAAGGCUACAUGAUCGAUCGGGCUAAUAUAAAAGCAAUCAUUUUAGACAUGAUUUUGGCUGCAACAGACACCUCAACUACUACAAUUGAAUGGGCCCUUUCAGAACUCUUAAGGCAUCCUAAGGUAAUGGAAAAGCUCCAGGAAGAGUUGAGGAACAAAGUUGGCACAGAUCGGCUAGUGGAGGAAGAGGAUUUAGUUAAGCUGGAGUACUUGGACAUGGUCGUGAAGGAAGUCAUGAGGCUUCAUCCCGUUGCUCCGUUGCUACCUUCCCGUGAGUCCAUGGAAGACAUAACAAUCAAUGGAUACCAUAUACCCAAGAAGUCUCGUGUGAUUAUAAAUGCAUGGACAAUUCAAAGGGACCCUAAUGUGUGGGGGACUUAUGAUGAUGCUGAAAAAUUCGUGCCUGAAAGAUUUAUCGGAACUAGUAUUGAUGCCCGAGGACAUAGCUUCCAACUUAUCCCAUUUGGAUCAGGUCGUAGGAUAUGUCCUGGUGUACAUUUAGGCCUAACAGUUGUGAGACUAGUACUUGGACAAUUGGUACAUGGUUUCAACUGGGAGUUGCCCAAUGGCAUGUCACCUGAUGACUUGGACAUGACUGAGAAGUUUGGCCUAGCUGUUCCAAGAGCCAAUCAUCUACUUGUGGCUCUGAGUUAUCGCCUUUGCCUUUCCGGCAACAAUUUGUAAGGGGAGUACUACUUUAUUUCAGUCUUUAAAGGAGUUUCUCCACUCUGAAAUAGUUACUUGAGUCAUAGGUAAUUAAGAAGCAUGAGUUGAUUGAAACCGUGUACCAAUUUUUUAUGUGCAAGAGUGGGGGUAGUUAUAUAGAUAUGGAUGUGGUCAGUAGUGGAGUAGGUAAGUUAGUAAGUGGGUGGUUUGAUAAUUGAGUAAUAGUUAUCCCUAUUGUAAGCUUAUUUAUAGCUUAAUUAUCUAAUGAAAAGUGCAAGUCUAUGAA